Molecule: messenger RNA, 606 nt
Organism: Gilbertella persicaria
Lineage: Eukaryota; Fungi; Mucoromycota; Mucoromycetes; Mucorales; Choanephoraceae
Exons: 1
Coding region: 82-474 (130 amino acids)
Source: RefSeq, a predicted model, not a curated record
UCCUUUUUGAUACACUAUAAAAGUCAAAAGUAAAAAAAUACCUUUUUUCUUUUUUCUUUUUUCUUCAUUCUUAUUCCAUACAUGCCUUUUAUUCUUCCUGUCGAAAACCAUAAUACCCUCGAGACAUUUAAACGCAUUGUUAAAGACUAUCAACAUGUCAUUGAAAAUAACCCUACUGCUCGCUGUAUGAUUGGCUUUACUGCUGCUCGAAUGAUCCGAAACACGGAAGGAGAUGUGAUUGAUCUUCAGGAGAUGGAACUAUGGCUUCAAUCCUUAGACAAUUCAGACCUUUAUAUCCAUAUAGGACAAGGCGGCCCUUCUUCUGCUGUGGACAAGAUACUGUGUGUAAUCAAAGAAACUUGUUGGGAGCAACAAGGACCAGUCAGAGACAAGCCUAAUUAUGCACUUGAUCGAUACACUCAUCACAAUGAGUCAUAUUACCCUCUUAUAGACUAUACCCCUCCUUCAUUAUGAUAUCCUACUCCCCUUUUUCAUGACCCGGUAUUUAUCCGCCAAAAAGGAUAUAUAUUUUGCGCAGUAACCUACUCUUCAGGGCAAUAACAUAUAGGCUUUAUUAUCAAUAAAAAAGAUUAUAAGUCACAAAAA